Messenger RNA from Talaromyces atroroseus, 666 nucleotides. RefSeq lists its product as hypothetical. Gene Ontology annotation, biological process: reciprocal meiotic recombination. Lineage: Eukaryota; Fungi; Ascomycota; Eurotiomycetes; Eurotiales; Trichocomaceae. Gene Ontology annotation, molecular function: double-stranded DNA binding. The transcript has 2 exons. Bases 1 to 666 code for a protein of 221 amino acids. The record is from RefSeq and is a predicted model, not a curated record.
AUGCCUCCCAAAAGCAAGUCAGUUUCGUCCGAGGUGAAACAGCAAUUGAUACUCAAUUACAUACGCUCGACAUGUGCUUGCCACACCCUCAAGGACUUGGAGAAGAUGCUCCCUUCUGUUGCCAGCAUCAAUAGCAUCCAAGUCAAGGAGUUCAUUACUGGGCUGGUCAACGACAACAAAAUUCGCAUGGAGAAGAUUGGCAGCAACAACUGGUAUUGGAGUUUUCCGAGUGACGAGCGGCGCGAGCGCGAGAACAUGAAAGAGAGAACGCUCCGAGAAAUGAAUCGAGUGGCAAAACUGGUGGAGCAGCUAGAGGACGAAGUAGAAAAGAAGGAGGCUGCAGCCCAAGAGGAUGAGGGUUUCCAUCAUGAUCCUGCAGUCAUUCAAGCGGAGAGAGAGGACUUGAUGAAGCGUAAGGCUGAGCUGGGUGCUGAAGUAGAGCGGCUCCGGGCAGAAAAGAGUGCCUUUGAAGCCAACGAUUUCACAAGCAUUAAACGAAAAACCGAGGAUAUCGCCAAAUGGAAGCUGGAAGCCAUGAUGUGGGCAGAUAAUAUUGACAUCAUGGAACAAUAUCUUAAUAAGCUUGCUAGUGGAGAUCGUGAACUGGUCCAGGCAGUCAAGAAACAGUGCUACGGUGAGGACUAUGUGGAUGGCGAUGACUUAUGA